Molecule: messenger RNA, 2602 nt
Organism: Hypoxylon fragiforme
Lineage: Eukaryota; Fungi; Ascomycota; Sordariomycetes; Xylariales; Hypoxylaceae
Product: UTP-glucose-1-phosphate uridylyltransferase
Exons: 4
Coding region: 716-2284 (522 amino acids)
Biological process (GO): UDP-alpha-D-glucose metabolic process; glycogen metabolic process
Cellular component (GO): cytoplasm
Molecular function (GO): UTP:glucose-1-phosphate uridylyltransferase activity
Source: RefSeq, a predicted model, not a curated record
AUAAUCAACCUACUAAGCAUCCAGUGCUACAUAUGUACUGUACCUCCCAGUGGCAGGAUGAACAUCAAAGACGGAAAAGAGAUUUACAUGGCUAGUUUCUAUGAAACAUUUCUUUUUGUGCUUGGUUGCAAUUUAUCUAUCAGUCUAUCUACAUAGUAUGUAGUAGGUGGUAAUAUAGUAUAUUCGCUAUAUUCGCUAUAUUCGCUUUAUUAUUAGCUUCGCUAGUGGCGGGAUAGAAUGAACAUGGAUAAGCAUGGAUAAGCAUGGAUGAGCAUUGAGCAUGGAUUGGAUGGAAAGGGACAUGAUGCCUGAAGGCAAAAAAAAUGCACCAGGGCAUCUUUUAUAAACGCAAGCAACCUUGAGAAGCAGGGAAGGAACUUGCUCUGAUUUAGUCCGCAUUACGUCAAUGGUGCAUUUGGUGCAUUUCACUGCAGGAAGUGAGCUAACCCCCCUUUUUAGGUCGAAAUUCAAACGGUAGCUGUCAAAAAGCUCCGCCGCCAACCAAUUUUACCCCGCCAUCGCCCAAGUCUAAGACAAGGCAUCGUCAUUUCAACUUUUUUGCAAAACUGAAUCUUAACCUCCUUUCUUUCUUUAUCAAAAAUAAAAUUCAACAGCCAACAACUUCCAUAUAAAUUCCUAUCGAGGUCUGGAAGCUCAAAUUCGACCAUACAAUCCAUAAGAGAUUUCAAGACAUUCCACCCAUAUCACGAAUACCAUGGCUCAGGCUAUCAAGAGCGCCUUACCUACCCACCUCAAGCCUGGAGGAAACUCGGACGCUGAGUUUAUUGGCAGACAUCAUGGAAAGACUCGAUCGCACAUGGCCUUCGAGAAUGCUUCGACCAACGUUGCAGCAGCGCAAAUGCGCAACUCCCUGACCGAACUUGCUGAGACUGUCAAGGAUCCAGAUGAGAAGAGGCUAUUCGAAACCGAAAUGGACAACUUCUUCGCUCUAUUCCGCCGAUACUUGAAUGACAAAGCUAAGGGCAACGCUGUCGACUGGGACCGCAUUGCUCCCCCGGCACAAGGCCAGGUCGUCGAUUAUGAAGAUUUAGCUAACUCCGAGUCGGUUGGAUUUCUCAACAAGCUCGCCGUCCUGAAGUUGAACGGUGGUUUGGGUACAUCUAUGGGUUGCGUCGGUCCCAAGUCAGUCAUCGAAGUCCGUGAUGGCAUGUCUUUCCUCGAUAUGUCCGUGCGACAAGUCGAGUACUUGAACCGAACUUACAGCACCAACGUUCCCUUCAUCCUCAUGAACUCGUUUAACACGCACGAAGAUACCGCAGCUAUCAUUAAGAAGUACGAAGGACACAAUGUCGAUAUCCUCACCUUCAACCAAUCGAGAUACCCGAGGAUUCUGAAGGACUCCCUUUUGCCUGUCCCCAAGGACUUUGACUCGGCCAUCAACGAGUGGUACCCUCCCGGACACGGUGAUGUUUUCGAGUCUCUCUACAACUCUGGCCUCCUUGACAAGCUCAUCGAGCGUGGCAUCGAGAUCAUCUUCCUGUCCAAUGUUGACAACUUGGGUGCUGUUGUGGACUUACGCAUCCUGCAACACAUGGUUGAGACUGAUGCUGAAUACGUCAUGGAGCUGACCAACAAGACCAAGGCUGAUGUCAAGGGUGGUACCAUCAUCGACUACGAGGGCUCCGUCCGUCUUCUAGAAAUUGCCCAAGUGCCCAAGGAACACACCAACGAGUUCAAGUCGAUUAAGAAGUUCAAGUACUUCAACACCAACAAUAUCUGGAUGAACACCAAGGCGAUCAAGCGCGUGGUUGAGAACAAUGAGCUCGAGAUGGAGAUUAUUCCCAACGGUAAGACGAUCCCUGGUGACAAGAAGGGCGAGUCCGACAUUUCGAUUCUCCAGCUCGAGACCGCCGUCGGUGCUGCCAUUCGUCAUUUCAAGAAUGCCCAUGGUGUCAACGUACCCCGACGCCGUUUCUUGCCGGUCAAGACUUGCUCCGAUCUUAUGCUCGUGAAGUCAGAUCUAUACACAGUCAAGCACGGUCAAUUACAAAUGAGCCCUGCCCGCUUCGGUGGUGCGCCGCUCAUCAAGCUGGGUAACGACUUCAAGAAGGUGUCAGACUUCCAGAAGCGUAUUCCAUCCAUUCCCAAGCUUAUCGAGCUCGACCACUUAACAAUCACUGGUAACGUUAACUUGCAUCGUGGUGUGGAGCUGAAGGGUACCGUUAUCAUCGUCGCAACAGAAGGCUCCACGAUCGACAUCCCUCCCGGAUCAAUCUUGGAGAAUGUUGUCGUUCAAGGAAGCUUGCGUCUGUUGGAGCAUUAAUAUGUGUUUUCAAAGAUCCGCUCUGUUUUAUAAUGUAAUAGGUUGGGAUCUUUGUCGGUGUUGUCGAGUACACGCCUGGAAUGUUUGUACGCGCUGCUUCGUGUCUCGUUGUCGAGAGAUGUGUCUUUUAGCCUACCACUUUCUUCCCCUCCCCACGAAUCCGUACCCCUUCUGCGUUGAGGAAUUGGAACUCUAUAGAGAUAGCAGCAGAAUCAGCAGCAGAAAAUGCAACGUGCAAGGCAUCAGAGAAUGAAUGAUGUAUGCACAUGGGCGUAGCUAUAUAGACGCUAGGAAGAUAAUGAGAUUAAAUGCUCCAUA